AUGGAACAUAGAUAACUAUUAGAAACUCUGGUUUUCGAUUUAUUAAAUAGUCCAGUCAACCCAUUAAUUUAAGUACACUUUCAAAAUAUGUUAGUAUCGAGACUUUCAAAUUUAACACAUUUGUAAAUAAAUUGGAGUUAAUGAAUAUGGAGGUUAAAGAGAUGCAAUUUUUUUUAAGCAUUUUGCUUCCCAUUUUAUUUCAUAUUUAAAUGAAAAAAAUGAAAUCUAAACUAUCAUUUAAUAAGCUCAAAUUUCUAGAAAUUAGUCUAAAACAUAGGAACUAUAAGAAAAUAAAUAAAUUACAUUACCUCAAAAACUAUAGUAAAUUGCAAGUCCCAUUUGUUAAAAACCAAAAAAUGAUAUGGUUUAAAUAAUUGAUGAUGAAAUAGCAGACUCAAAUAAGCGAAAAAUUGAUUUGGAGGCAUUUCUUCCAAAAUCCUAUUUAUCUGUGCCAAAUUUUAUUGGGGUUAAUUUAGACAUAAAUAAUAAUCAAUUUAAUAAAUCAAAUGAUAACUCUAAACAUAUAUCUACAAAAACAGCAUCAAAUAAAUAGGAUACUAAAUCUAAAGAUUUAAAACUUAUUCCUGAUCUUAUUGUCAAAAAGAAAAGCGAGAAAACUCCUCAAAAAAAUGAUAAUCAUAACAAAACACAUACAUUUUAUGAACCUAUUGAAUAUAAAGAUACCUAAUUAAAUAGAUCUCUUUAAUCUAAAACAGAACUUUAAAAUAAUUGCAAAAAGAAAAAGCUGUCUCCAUCUUUAGAUUAAAUUAAAAAAAAAGAUAAUAAAUAACUUAAACAAGAUUCUUAAUCUGAAUCGCUUGAAUUAAGAACAUCAGAAGAUUUAUCAUUGAGAGAAGAUAGUAUUAAAAAGAAGGAGAAUAUUAAAUUAUUAAAUAAAUAGGAGAAGAAAUUAAGUAAAGACUUAGAAAAUUUUAAUAAAAAAGACAAAUUAUUGAAAAUUGAAAAAAAAAAACAUUUAGAAAUUGAUAUAAAAUAAUAAAUUGAAAAAUCAACUAAAUAGAUUAUUCCAAUGAUUGAAAAAAAAGAUAGAAAGAAAAAAGAAAGGUUAGAAAGUGAUAAAUUAAAAAAAGAGAAAAAAGAUUUAGAAAGAUUAUAAUAAUUAAAAGAGAAAAAUUAAAUAUUAGAAAGAUUAGAAAAAGAAAAAUAGAAUAAAGAGAAAUAAGAAAAAGAAAGAUUGGAGAAAGAAAGGUUAGAUAAAUUUGAAAAAGAAAGAGCAGAAAGAUUAGAAAAAGAAAGAUAAGAUAGAAUUGAACUUUUAGAAAAAUAAAAAUAAGAAAGGGAAAAAUAGGAUAGAUUAGAAAAAGAGAGAUAGGAAAGAUUAGAAAGAAGUGAUAAACAUCGAUAAAAAGAAACUUAAGAAUUAGAAUCAAUUAUUGAAAAACUAUUGUGUACUAAUCCAAAUGAAACAUCUAAAAUUAAAAAAAAUUAAGAAUAAGUAAUUAUUUUAGAUAGCAAUGAUAAAGUUACUAAAAAAUUAGAAAAAGAAUAAUCAAAAUUAGAAAAACCUUAAUGUAAUUAUUGUUAAAGUAUGGAUACAAAAACUAUUGAAAUUUAAGAUGGAGUAAGAAUAUGUACAUAAUGUUUGUUAGUAUCCAUUAAUCCAUUCUAAAAAAUCAUAACAAAAUUAGCUUAUACUGAAUACAGAUGCUCAGGUAAAGAAAAUGCAAAAACAAGUCAAACCUUUAAUAUUGAUACUUCUACUAAUUGCAAUCUUGAGAUAAGAUGUGUUGCUUUGAAUAAAUAAGGAUUAUAUGACUUGACUUUUCCAAUGUCUUGUACUCUCUUAAUAAAUGGAGCCACUAUAAAAGAGAUCAGACCAUUGUAAGAAAAAUCAAGCUUAAAAAAAAGGAGAGAUACUUCAAUUUACAUCAAUAUCAAAGAUUUAAUAAGAUAAAAUAACUUUUCUAAGAAAUUUGUAUUUUCAAUAAUAGAACAUUUGGCAGAUUAAUAAUAUCGUAAAGAUACUAUUGGUUCAAUCUAUUGUUUUGGUUUGUUUUUGGUAGAACCAUUGAAUGUAAUACAAACAAUUGAUAAAUUUAAAUAAUUAGAUAUUUAACCAAAGAUUAAAUCUGAUUAAAAUAAAAAAGAAAUAUAAGUUGCUAAAACAAUUAUUAGUCUCUAUUGUUAAUUUACUUUAGAAUUAAUUCAAAUUCCAGCAAAGUAAAUCAAUAUUAUAUAUUAUUUUAGAGGUGAAUUUUGUCAACAUGAAUAAUGUUUUUGUCUAUGCAGUUUCCUUGAGAUGAUGAUUAAAGUAGAACAUAAAAAAUGGAUAUGUCCAAUAUGCAAAAAAGUAUGUUUUCAUUUGGUUAUUGACAAAUAUCAAUUAUUUAUUAUUGAAAGAAUCAAAAAAUUAGAAAUUUCAAUUGAUCAACUAGCAUUAGAUCAUACUGUAUUAUAAUCAAACUAAUAUAGGGUUAAUUGGAUAAAGAUUAAUAAAUCAAUUUAAUAUUAUAAGAUGAAACAAUAAAAACAUAUUAAGAUAUAAUUGAUAAGGGAUAUUAGAAUAUUAAUAGAAUUAACAAAAAUGAAGAUGAAGAUGAUAUUCCUAUUGUAACUAAUGCUGGAAAGAGUUAAAAUUUAGCUAUAAUAUUAAUUGAUGAUUGA
Paramecium pentaurelia is the source of this 2625-nucleotide messenger RNA. NCBI's taxonomy places the organism in Eukaryota, Ciliophora, Oligohymenophorea, Peniculida, Parameciidae. The record is from the annotation of a GenBank genome assembly.